Anas platyrhynchos (mallard) is the source of this 1025-nucleotide messenger RNA. It is a transcript of the gene FGF17, whose product is annotated as fibroblast growth factor 17. Gene Ontology annotation, molecular function: growth factor activity. NCBI's taxonomy places the organism in Eukaryota, Metazoa, Chordata, Aves, Anseriformes, Anatidae. The record is from RefSeq and is a predicted model, not a curated record.
AUGCAGCCCCUCCGCCUGCAGAACCUCUCCAUAUGCUUCCAGCUCCUGAUCUUCUCCUGUCAGACCCAGUACGUGAGGGACCAGGGGGCCGUGAGCGACCAGCUGAGCCGGCGGCAGGUCAGGGAGUACCAGCUCUACAGCCGGACCAGCGGCAAGCACGUGCAGGUCACCGGCGAGCGCAUCACCGCCACCGCCGAGGACGGCAAUAAAUUCGCCAAGCUGAUGGUGGAGACGGACACCUUCGGCAGCCGCGUGCGCAUCAAGGGAGCCGAGAGCGAGCGCUACAUCUGCAUGAGCAAACGGGGCAAGCUGGUGGGGAAACCCAACGGCAAGAGCAAAGACUGCGUCUUCACCGAGAUCGUGCUGGAGAAUAAUUACACGGCUUUCCGCAACGCCCGCUACGAGGGCUGGUACAUGGCCUUCACCCGCAAGGGCCGGCCCCGCCGAGCAUCCCGCAGCCGCCAAAAUCAGCGGGAAGCCCAUUUCAUCAAGCGCCUGUACCGGGGGCAGCCGCCCUUCCCCAACGCCGAGCGCCAGAAGCAGUUCGAGUUCGUGGGCUCCUCCUCGCCCACGCGCCGCACCCGGCGCACCCGCACCCCCACGUAGCGCCCCGGCCGCCUUCCUCCUCCUCCUCCUCUUCCUCCUCAUGGACUUUUUUCUCCUUCUCCUCGUGCCCCCCAAGCACUGUUUUUUCCCCACUUAUCUCUAUUUUUGGCGUAAAGAUGCUCUAUUUUUAUACUCGGGGCCAGCGCACCCAGAGCCACCCCUGCCGCACCCCAAAUUCACCGCCCGGUGCCUCUGCCCAUUGCCCUCUCUGGCUGGGGUGUCUGCCCCCCUUUAUUUUUAUUUUUAUUUUUUUUAGAGACUUCUCCCCAUGCCACCAAGCCCCCGGCCACGUCUGUGACCCCGUCCUGCUGCCAGGGGGGUGCCGAGGCCACCCCCAGCCCCAGGGCUGUGACCCAGCUGUCACCCUGCGAGGUGACCGCGGUGACCGGGGGUCCCGCACCGUGCCAGUCCGUCCCCAA